UAAAUAAGUAUUAAUGGAUUAGCACUAAAGAUAGAAUUAAGCUAAGAUAGUAAAUACGUAUUUUAUUCCAAUGGUUAAAGUCUUUUAGCUUUCAAAAAACAAGAGCCUAAUUUUAAUCUAUAAAAGCCAAAUAUUCUUAAUGACCACCAAGCUUUCUUUUAUCCAAACACUUUAUUUAAUAUAACAGAUAAUUGGUCUUGGAGAUGUGCAUUUAGCAAUAACACACUGUUUUAAGCAAGAAGUAGAGAAGGAAAUUUAGCACUUCAGAUAUCAGGGAGUGGAUUUGGUUUAUAACAACUCUCAUCAAUAUUUAAGAAUUAAUAAAGUAAAUAAACAGGGGUAAAUGGUUUAAAGGUAUUAAAAGAUUAAAGACAUUUAAUUCUUGGCCUUUCUAAUUAAGGAGUGGCAGUAGUAGACUAUCUGGAUUUGAAAAAUCCUUAGGUUAUUUUUAACUCUACAUUUGGAUUUACUGAUAAUGAUUCUGAUUCUAUCUACCUAAAUUAAAAUGAAACCAUUCUAGUUGUGGCAUCGGGUAGGAGAGGAAUACUAAUAAUAAACUCAACAAAUUUAUCUAAUAUGACUCUUAUUUCUAAUUUUGUGCCUUAAGACUACUAAAUUAUUGGAACUUGCGAAGAUGCUCUUAUUACAUAAAAUAGCUAGUACAUAUUUGCAGCUGUAAGAUCAUAUGGCUUGAUAUUAAUAGAUGUUACUAAUAUUUAUACACCAUAGAUUAAAAACAGAUUUAUUACAUUGGGUGCUGAAUCAAUAAUAUUCACUUAAAAUGAGAAUUUCUUAAUACUUUCUAAUGGAUUUAAAGGAAUAAAGAUAUUUGAUAUUUCAGAUAUCAACUAAAUUUAAAUUUUAGGAGAAGUAAAAAUAGAUGGUUAAUGUCUUCAUAUUAGAUCUAUUUUUAACGAUAAUUUUAUUUUAGUUACACUUUAAGAGAAGGGAUAGCUAGCACUCGUAGACAUUACUUAGAUAGGAUAACCUUUACUAAUACAGAAGUAUUAAUACCUUUCAGAAGAUAUUGCAUAUGAUGUUUGCCUGAAUGAUGAUCAAUCUAUCGCAUAUUUAAUGGGUCGAACAGGAAAUCUAAUAAUACCUUUGAAAAGUAAAAUAAUUCUGCAAACUGAAAUAUUUUAAACUUAAGUUGGCAGUGAUGGCAAGAUCUAUGUACAAACUCUUCACAUGGACGAUAUAUUGCUUGUUGGAAUGGAUGUUUUGUUUCUAAUAACUCCUUUAUUUUCUGACCAUAAACUCUUUAUAAAAUCUUGCUAUUACUAUGAGAAUUAUAAUAAAGAUAAUUUACCUUCUUGGAUUUCAUUUAAAUAAGCUGCUUAAGAGUUAUAACUGAAAAUUACUAAAGAGUCAUUAAACACAAAUAUAAAUGGAGUUUUGGGACGCACCAAUCAUUAAAUUAUUUUAUUAGUUUUAUAAGAAAUUCAAGAUUUAGAUUUUGUUAGUUAGGAAAAUAAUAUUAAUCAGAAAUUAUCUGCAUAUAUAAAAAAACUCUGCUAAUCAUAAGGUAUAAUUGAUAAUGUAGGCUUUAUAACUGAAUAUUUUAAUCCUUAUACACAAUUCAGUUUAUAAGGUUUUAAUGGUACUGAUGCAUAGUAGUAGUACAUCAAUUAGAUACUCAAGAUGAAGGUUAUUAAUUAUCCAAUUUAUUUUACUACUGAUAGUUCUCUUGUUUUAAAUGUUUCUGAUUCCACAAAUAUAAUCUUAAGCUAAUCUUCUUCUCUGUAAAUGUAUAUUUCUGUAGACCCUAAUUUUGCUAGAUUUGUUGAUAUCAAGUAUAAAGGAGCAUUAAUUUCGCUAUCUCAGGACUCAUCCACAAUCAUGCUUUAAGGAGAGACUUGCCAAGUCAAUUAGUUGGUAGCCUAAGGCUUUUAUAUUUAAAACUUCUUUCGUACAUAAGACAUUAAUGUAACUAUCAGUGCUAAUGAUCAAAUAAAUUACUAAUUUGAAGAAACUUACUCUUUUUAAGAAGUAUCUUUUUUGAAAAUUUUAGAAAAUAUAUAAGUAAGCAAAACAUGUAAUUUAUAAUGUGAAUUUAAUUAAUAAUAUUCUGAUGGAGCAAUUCCUGUAAAUGAGUAUUUUAAAUUUCAAAUAAGCGAUAGUAUCUUUAUUAAUUUAAGCCAAUAAAAGACAUAAUAUAAUGUCAAUUUAUUGAUUGAUGACUAGGUUUUACAGCUUUCAAAAAAAUAUUGGUUAAUAUUUGAUAAAACAACAAACUCUCUUUCAGGAUAGCCUGGUCUUGAAUAAGUUGGAUAAAGUAUCACCAUUUAAGUGAAUGCAACUGAUAGCUAUUCAUUUAUUGUAGAUAGUUUUACAUUUACUGUUAAAAAAGACAAUAGUAGCUUGUUUCUAAAAAUAUUUUUAGUUAUUCUUGUUCCUAUAGUUGCGCUUUUAAUCUUACUUUAGUUUAAAUCUAGCUUUUACAAUCUUUUUUUUACUCAAAAUUUCUGUUAUUCUACAGAAACAAUAGAAAUAGGAAAAGAAUAUACUAAGCAAAUUAUACUCCGAGAUGAGAUGUUUAGAGUAGCAAAAAUUAUAUGGGAGCAAUAUAAGAAAAAAAUAGAAAUAGAAAUUUUAAAGUAAGAAUUAUAAAAGUUGAAAAGUAUAAAGGAUGAAAGUAACGAAAGCAAAAGUUUAUCAACUAAUAAAAUAAACAUGAUUCAAGUUGAAAAUAUUAAUCCUAAGAGCUUACUAAAGAGAAAUCAAUUUGAUUAAAGCUCGCUGUAACCAAAUCAAGAAAAUUUGGGAGUUACUGAAGAUCCUGCAUUAAAAGAAUCUCAAUAAGAAAGAUAUAAAAAAAAGCAUAAUAAAGAAGAUUAAGAAUAAAAUUUUAGAUACUUUGUAGAAAAUGGAGAGAUUGACUACAAUUUUAUAUUGAAAUAGAUGUCUAUUUUCUUCGAUCAAAUAAAUAAUAAUCAACCUGAUUUAUCGCUAGGUUAAAGAGUCAAUUCUGAAGAUAUUAUCAACACUUCUACUAAGAUUUCUAAAAUCCUCUAAGGAUUUUUUGUUAAGUAUUGCAUAAGCUUAGAUUAAGAUUUGUAGUUGAUAUUUGAAAAAAUAAAAGCUAUGGCUGUUAGUAAUUUUAAUAAUUUAGAUUGGUAUAAAGCAUAUACAAAUAUUGCAUCAGAUUUAGAUGAUGUUUCUGAAUGUUCGAUUCCGGUCAUCACUGUUAAUGAAUUUGUAUUUAGCAAAACUAUUUAGAUAAUUUAGCAUAUUUUCCCUUUUAAAAUUUAAAAUUUGCUUAUUAUUAUUAAAGAGUCGUUAAUAUCGACUGCUUAUGGCUUCGAAGAAAAAAGAAAGAGGAGAUGGAAGUAAAGAAGCUUUGGAGAAACUAUUUAUAAGGAAAAAACUAAAAUUUAGUCUAUUUAGAUACUAUAAAAAGUAAGAAACAGGUCAUUUCAAUAAAAAUGGGGGAGUUAUAGAUGUUUUAGAGAUAUAGGAUUUAAAUAAUGCCCUUAGACUUAAAAUUAUGGGCUUCCUUAAUGGAUGAACGCACUUGAAAUUAUAAAUGGAUCUAUUAUAAUCGGAGGAUAACCAAUGGCAUCUGAUGUAGGUUAGUAUUUAAUUAGAAUAUUUGACAAGAAUUCUUAUAUAAUAAGAGAAUUCAAGAUAUUUGUCAUAAAAAAAUAAAUAUUCACACAGCACGAUCAUAUAAAUAAUGCGACAUCAUCUAAAUCUAAUCACUAUAAGUAGCUACACUAAAAUAUUCCUUAGCUAAGUAUAAAAUAUAAUUCAAGACUCCCAAUUACAUCAAAUGUCUUUUUGAACCCUUCAAUAAGCAGUGCGCAUGGAAAUUUGAUUGCUAGAGAUAAUUAAGAAGAAUAAAUGGAGUGAUUUAAUUAAAUCUAAACAGUUGAAUCUAUUUAUAUAGAUAACAUAAAAUUUGCUUCAUCAACAAUGAUUAUCCAAUAAAAAAUAUAUUUAAAUUCUUUAACAAAAGAUUUUGCUUUAAUAGCAAGUAUAAAAAUAAAAAUAAAUUAAUUAAUUAAUCAAUAUGGUAAAGGAAUAAUUUUCUUAAAUGAAUAAAUCUCCCCUUCUAUAUUUGCAUAUGAAUUAACCAGAGAAAAACUAAAUGCUUUGCAACUAAUUUAUAAUUUAAAUUUUGAGCAAUUAUGUUUCUAUUAUUACUUUCAACUAACGCUAAUUAAUUUAAUUGCCAAAAACUGGAUCAGCCAUGGAAAAACAAAAUAACUGAAAAAAUUUAUAAAUUUUGAUUCAUAGAGUUUUUUUGUUACUUAAUUACUUGUUAAAAUUAUGUUUUUAAUUAUUCAGUGUUAAUAAACGAAAUCUUCUACUCAAAUUAUUAAUUUACAAAUUCAAAUCUUUAUAAUAAAUUGUUUAAAAUACACAAUAAUAAA
Messenger RNA from Tetrahymena thermophila SB210, 4376 nucleotides. RefSeq names its product transmembrane protein, putative. The transcript has 13 exons. Gene Ontology annotation, molecular function: calcium ion binding. The record is from RefSeq and is a predicted model, not a curated record. NCBI's taxonomy places the organism in Eukaryota, Ciliophora, Oligohymenophorea, Hymenostomatida, Tetrahymenidae. Gene Ontology annotation, cellular component: membrane.